AUGGCUGAGGCACCUGAGCAGCAGCAGCAGCAGCAGCAGGAGGAGGAAGAAGAAGAGCAGCAGCCACCAUCUGCUGUGAGUGUGACAGAGCCUGAUGAAGAGCCUGAAGAACCGAAGGAAGAUGUCCAGACGCCCCCGGCCCGACCUCUAUUGUCCAUGUCCAUGAGGUCCAUGAGCAGCGUGGACCCAGAGGACGACACCCCCAACAUGAUUGUCUACAGAAAGAUUGAAGAUAUUGUCACUUGCAUCCAGGAUGAGACAGAGGGUGUGCCCAUCAGAACGGUCAAAAGUUUCAUGACCAAAAUCCCCAGUGUUGUCACAGGUGCAGAUAUUGUGCAGUGGAUGAUGAAGAACCUGUCCAUCGAAGAUCCGGCUGAGGCCAUGCACAUCGGGAGUCUCAUCGCAGCUCAAGGGUACUUCUUCCCUAUUUCAGACCAUGUUCUCUCCCUCAAAGAUGACGGCACCUUCUACCGCUUUCAGGCACCAUAUUUCUGGCCAUCCAACUGUUGGGAGCCCGAGAACACUGAUUAUGCUAUUUACCUGUGCAAGCGGACCAUGCAGAAUAAGACAAGGCUGGAGCUGGCAGAUUAUGAGGCGGAGAACCUAGCCAGGCUGCAGAGAGCCUUUGCCAGAAAGUGGGAGUUCAUCUACAUGCAGGCUGAAGCCCAGGUCAAGAUCGACAGGAAAAAAGAUAAAACUGAGAGGAAGAUCCUCGACAGCCAGGAGAGAGCCUUCUGGGACGUUCAUAGACCUGUGCCUGGAUGUGUGAACACCACAGAGAUGGACAUCAGGAAAUGUAGACGCAUGAAGAAUCCUCACAGAGUUAAGAAGUCAGUGUACGGUGUGGUGGAGGAGGGAACACAGUCUCAGAGUCCCAUACAUACUCCCUCGCACCACUGCAGAAAAGGCACCAAGGAGGAUGUGGAGAAAGAGAUCUUAUUCCUGAACACCCAGCUAGACCGUCACUGUAUGAAGAUGUCUAAAGUUGCUGAAAGUCUGAUAAGCUACAUUGAACAGUACAUGGAGUAUGACCCUUUUCUGACACCGCUAGAGCCGUCCAACCCGUGGACCAGCGAUGACCCCUCCUACUGGGAUCUGGAGGCCAGUAAGGAGCCCAGUCAGCAGCGGGUGAAGAAGUGGGGUUUCUCUCUGGAGGAGGCCCUGAAGGACCCUGCAGGACAGGAACUCUUCCUCAAGUUCCUGGAGUCGGAGUUUAGCUCAGAAAACCUGCGGUUCUGGUUGGCUGUGCAGGAACUGAAGAGGAUGCCGCAACAGGACGUGGGACAGAGGGCGCAGGAUAUCUGGACUGAAUUUCUGGCUGAGGGGGCGCCUAGCUCCAUCAAUCUGGACUCUCACAGCUACGAACGCACGAGCCAUAACCUGAAAGACCCGGGACGAUACAGCUAUGAGGACGCACAGGACCACAUCUACAAGCUGAUGAAAAGUGACAGCUAUACACGCUUCCUGCGCUCCAACGUCUACCAAGACCUGCUGAUGGCAAGGAAGAAACCUGAAACAGAGCAGGGGCGACGCACCUCCCUGGAGAAGUUCACUCGGAGUGUGGGCAAGUCACUGACAGGCAAACGGCUGACGGGCCUCAUGCAGUCAUCCUGA
Scomber scombrus (Atlantic mackerel) is the source of this 1614-nucleotide messenger RNA. It is a transcript of the gene rgs6, whose product is annotated as regulator of G protein signaling 6. The record is from RefSeq and is a predicted model, not a curated record. NCBI's taxonomy places the organism in Eukaryota, Metazoa, Chordata, Actinopteri, Scombriformes, Scombridae. The coding region runs from base 1 to 1614 and encodes 537 amino acids. Gene Ontology annotation, biological process: G protein-coupled receptor signaling pathway; regulation of G protein-coupled receptor signaling pathway; intracellular signal transduction. The transcript has 17 exons.